AUGGCUACUAUUUCACCAACAAAACUACCUUCGACGGAAGCACCACCGAACAUGGUUCCUCCGGUUUCACCUUGGCACUAUCCGAUUCCAUACCUCUUAGGCGGCCUAUUGAUGAUGGCUAUUCUUGUUGUUUGUGCUCUCUUGAUCUUGGAUUGCUCGUUUUGGAAGCGACACGGAGGAGGCAGCAAUGCCAACAGAGAUUUGGAGCCAGGUGGGGAGUCUGUGAAGGUGUUUAAAGACAAGGUUUUGGUUAUAAUGGCCGGAAAUGAGAACCCUACUUACUUGGCCACCGCGAUUCCAGUUUGCCUUACUAAAAGUACUAGUUUUGAAGAGGAAUUAGAGAAGAUAGAGGGAGAUGAUAAGGAAGAGAACUGUGAGAAAUCGUAA
Rosa chinensis is the source of this 387-nucleotide messenger RNA. Its product is annotated as protein GLUTAMINE DUMPER 2. Gene Ontology annotation, biological process: regulation of amino acid export. Lineage: Eukaryota; Viridiplantae; Streptophyta; Magnoliopsida; Rosales; Rosaceae. The record is from RefSeq and is a predicted model, not a curated record. The coding region runs from base 1 to 387 and encodes 128 amino acids. The transcript has a single exon.